AUGAAUGUUAAAAAUGAAACAAAAUGGCAUUGUAAUCAACGUCAAUAUGAAAAACCUAUUAGGUGUACUGACUCAUUUUUUGAUAUAGAAGAGUACGAAUCUGUUGUUGUUGAUGCUGUGAAAAUUGCUGUGGGAACUGAUGCGGAAAUUGCUGUAGAAAUUGCUGCGAAUAUUGCUGUUGAAAUUGCUGCACAGAUGGAUGUUCUUAUACGACAGAGUGAAACCCGCGCAGAAAUAUUGACGCAAAUCCUACCUAAAAUAAUAACUAACCCUAAUUAA
This is a messenger RNA of Scutellospora calospora, 279 nucleotides long. NCBI's taxonomy places the organism in Eukaryota, Fungi, Glomeromycota, Glomeromycetes, Diversisporales, Gigasporaceae. The record is from the annotation of a GenBank genome assembly.